This is a messenger RNA of Oryza brachyantha (malo sina), 2780 nucleotides long. RefSeq names its product TSL-kinase interacting protein 1. Gene Ontology annotation, cellular component: nucleus. Gene Ontology annotation, molecular function: chromatin binding. Gene Ontology annotation, biological process: pattern specification process. The record is from RefSeq and is a predicted model, not a curated record. The transcript is spliced from 14 exons. Lineage: Eukaryota; Viridiplantae; Streptophyta; Magnoliopsida; Poales; Poaceae. Bases 206 to 2467 code for a protein of 753 amino acids.
ACUCAUCUUUUGUUGCUUAAUUUCCACCAAUUCCUCCAAAUCCCUAAACUUUCCCCAAUCUCAAAUUUCUUCAAACUCUAGAAAUUUCGAGUUGGAAAAAAGAAUCUCUAGGAAAUUUUUGCUCCCAAAUCGAAAUUCACCGACGAAUCUCCCCGAUCUCCACUACGGCAGAAAAACUACACGAGACAAUUGUGAAUCGAAUGCCAUGGAGGUGGAGGCGCGUGAGGAGACGAUUCCGCCCCCUCCACCUGUAGAUUUCCCAGCACCUGCUCCGCUCCCAGCAUCCGAUCCCAAUCAGAAGACGGUCAGGAAGCCAACUCGGCAAUGGGCGGCAUGGACACGCCAAGAGGAACAAAAUUUUUUCAAUGCUCUGCGGCAAGUAGGAAAAAAUUUUGAGAAGAUUACACUCCGUGUCCAGAGCAAGAACAAGGAUCAGGUCAGACAUUAUUACUAUCGUCUUGUUCGACGCAUGAAGAAGCUUCUUGGUCCUGAAUUCUCACUUGAUGCAAAAAAUUCCAAGGACACCAUUGCUGCUAUGCUCCGCUGGUGGUCUCUGCUUGAAAAAUUUAGCUGCAGUGCAUCAAAACUACAUCUGAAGCCUCGGAGAUUCAAAACUUUUGUAGAAGCAUUGGGAAAUCAACUGUUAAAGGAUAGAAAUAAAACCAGAAGAAAGUGUCCACGUGGGGAUGUGUGCCUGUCUUCUUCAUCUUCGGUUCUCAACAGGACUCCUGGAAAUGAAUCUUUCUCAGUAAAAUUCUUGCCUGUAGAUGUCUCCAAUGGUAGCAAAGUAGCAUCUUCUAAAGGGGCAUUUUUCAAGAAGGUUGCAGAAUCAAAUUGCAAUAACAAGUCCGGAGCAACUAAAGGGGACCUCUCUGCCACAAGAACUGUGAAACAGAAAAGAAGAGCAGGUGGCGGUGUUGCAUCUGCUGCAUACAAAAAAUGGGAGAGAGCUGCCAUGGCUGGUGUUUCUUUAGUUGCUGAUGCAGCUGAGGAGCUCGAGCGCAACACAGUGAGUGUUGAUGCAAGAAUGUUAUCUCCAUCAUCAAGCAAUGUUUGUACCGCUGAUGAUCAUAUAAAGGAAGCACUCAGUCAAAAUCAUAUAAAGGAAGCAGAUCAACAAGCACCUGCAAAGCUGAAGUUGCAGCUAUUUCCAAUAAAUGAUGCUACACGAAAGGCAUUAGAGAAGGGCGAACAUAAUCCACAUCUGGAACUCACAUUAAGUGCUAGGAAGAAAAUAUCAUCUGUACUAGAACACCUGAACCGCAAGUGGGGUAACUCAAGCAUUGCAUCUGGAGAACUUUUGCUUUUUCCAUAUUGUGCUCAUCAAGAAGAUUUAGCUACAUAUCAGAGGUGGACCACAAAAGAUAAUGUCGCGGUGGCUGACGUUUUUCUUUCUGUGAAUAGCCCAUCUGUUUUUCGAUUAAGGUAUGGUUGGUUUUCCCUUGCUGAGCUUGAAGCAGGGGUAAGUGAAAUAUCUUUGACUCAUUUUGAGAACUGCUUGAUACCUGAAGACAUCCAUGCCAAAUCUCCCUCAGAGGCUUGUGUGCAAAAGGAUGGUACUUCACUCGGUAGUUGUGUUCGUGAGCAACACCCUUGUAAUUCAAAAGAUCAGUCGGCAUUAUUGCUUGCUAUGUCAUCAAGUACAGGCAAGAGUGCUGAGGUGCCAGAGCAGAGCACUGAUGUUACCUCCUCACAGCUUGGCAGGCAGAAGCAUGACCAAGUUACCACAAACCAAGUUUUCGAGGCUGAUCCAGGGAUGGACUGUACUGCAGUAUCUGAAGGAGAGUGGGCAGAUACCCUUACUGAUAUCAGUGUUGGAUACUUACUGACAGAAGCAUCCAGAGGUGCUAAUACAGAUUGUCCAGGGACAUCUAUUGCCAAAAAUGCUUUGUUUCUUGAGAAUCCCUGCAGCUAUGAUUCUUUCGAUGCUGCUGUUGCUCUUCAUGCUUCUCGUUAUAAAGCAGCAGAGCAGCCAGCCCUUGCAUCCCAUUCGACCAUCUGGGGAGCUGAAGAAACUUGUGAUGAGUUCAGUUUUAGCGUAGCUUCAUCUAGGAAGCAAGAAGGUUCAAACAAUUCAGCUAGCAGCUCUCCUGAUAGUGACUGCGAUGUUCAUCCUUCAAACUCAGAAGGGUUUCAAGGUUUUCUUCAGGACUUAGCUGGAGCAGAUGUUGCUGAUAAUCCUUGUAUUGACGAUGCCAAAGAUUUAGAGGCACUUUGUGCCGAAUCACCACCUCGAAGUGACAACGAUUCUACUUUGAAGGAUCAAUCGCUAGCUGACUUAUACUGGCCUGAUUCACUUGGACCAUUGGACUUAGAGAUACCGUCGGCGACAUACCAUGCUGAUGACUUACUCUUAGGGGACAGUCAGAAUAGUUGGAACCGCAUAAUGGCGAAUAGCCUGGAUGCGUUUCGAAACCUGUCAUUCUUCACGACGGAGAAGAAUGACUCAAUCCCAUCCAUCAUGUAGAGCUCUGAAUGCUGGGCUAUGUUCAUCGCUUGCGUGUUGAUCGCUACGUUGGCUAGGAAGGUCUAUUGCCAACGAUGCUAUGCAUCUCGCUGAAGAGGAGGCGGCUUUUGUAUUGUCCAAGUGAGCUGUUUGUGGCUAGAUCCAACAGCUGCGGACUUGCUGUGCGUUUGCAGUCAAGAGGGACGCAUGUUGUUGUAAGGUAACAUAAGAGCUGUUCUAACAUGUAUCUCGUGUAAAUUGUGGUGUUCUUGUACAAAAAGCUCACACAAUCGCUUGGUUACAAUAAAGCUUCUCCUGCCGUGUAUCAGAUCAA